This is a messenger RNA of Meriones unguiculatus (Mongolian gerbil), 4100 nucleotides long. RefSeq names its product arrestin domain containing 3 (gene Arrdc3). Gene Ontology annotation, cellular component: cytoplasm. The transcript has 8 exons. Gene Ontology annotation, biological process: protein transport. The record is from RefSeq and is a predicted model, not a curated record. The coding region runs from base 258 to 1502 and encodes 414 amino acids. NCBI's taxonomy places the organism in Eukaryota, Metazoa, Chordata, Mammalia, Rodentia, Muridae.
CAGCCUCCAGCCGCCCGUCUUUGUAAGGAGACCACUGAGACGAGCAGGAGCGUGGAGCAGCAGCUUCCUUGCUGCCCUGACUUUUUAAGAAAUCUCAAUGAACUAUUUGUAGACAAUCACUGAUCCUGCCUGCAAGAGUUUUUUCUUUUUGCACGGCAAAGAUACCGGUCAGUGUUAAGUGAAGAUCAUAUUUUAUAUGUGAUCUUGACUUUUUUUUUUUGGUCUUACAUUAUAUUUUUAUAGAUUUUGUUAUAAUCAUGGUGCUGGGAAAGGUGAAGAGUUUGACAAUAAGCUUUGACUGUCUUAAUGACAGCAAUGUCCCCGUGUAUUCCAGCGGGGACACUGUCUCAGGAAGGGUGAAUUUAGAAGUUACUGGGGAAAUCAGAGUAAAAUCUCUUAAAAUUCAUGCAAGAGGACAUGCGAAAGUACGCUGGACUGAAUCUAGAAACGCCGGCUCCAAUACUGCCUAUACACAGAAUUACACUGAAGAAGUAGAAUAUUUCAACCAUAAAGACAUCCUCAUUGGGCACGAAAGAGAUGAUGAUAAUUCCGAAGAAGGCUUCAACACUAUUCAUUCAGGAAGGCAUGAAUAUGCAUUUAGCUUCGAGCUUCCACAGACACCACUUGCUACCUCAUUCGAAGGCCGACAUGGCAGUGUGCGCUAUUGGGUGAAAGCCGAAUUGCAUAGGCCUUGGCUUCUACCAGUAAAAUUAAAGAAGGAAUUUACAGUCUUUGAGCACAUAGAUAUCAACACUCCUUCAUUACUGUCACCCCAAGCAGGCACAAAAGAAAAGACGCUCUGUUGCUGGUUCUGCACCUCAGGCCCAAUAUCCCUAAGUGCCAAAAUUGAGAGGAAGGGCUACACGCCGGGAGAAUCAAUACAGAUAUUUGCUGAGAUUGAGAACUGCUCUUCCCGAAUGGUAGUGCCAAAGGCAGCCAUUUACCAAACACAGGCCUUCUAUGCCAAAGGGAAAAUGAAGGAAGUAAAGCAGCUUGUGGCAAACUUACGUGGGGAGUCCUUAUCAUCUGGGAAGACAGAGACAUGGAAUGGCAAGCUGCUGAAAAUCCCACCAGUCUCCCCGUCUAUCCUUGACUGUAGUAUCAUCCGUGUGGAGUAUUCACUAAUGGUGUAUGUGGAUAUUCCUGGAGCUAUGGAUUUAUUUCUUAAUUUGCCACUCGUCAUCGGUACCAUUCCUCUUCAUCCAUUUGGUAGUAGAACCUCAAGCGUGAGCAGUCAGUGUAGCAUGAAUAUGAACUGGCUGGGCUUAUCCCUUCCUGAAAGACCUGAAGCACCACCCAGCUAUGCAGAAGUAGUAACAGAGGAACAAAGACGGAAUAAUCUCGCACCAGUGAAUGCUUGUGAUGAUUUUGAGAGAGCUCUUCAAGGACCACUGUUUGCUUAUAUCCAGGAGUUCCGGUUCUUGCCUCCACCUCUUUAUUCAGAGAUUGAUCCAAAUCCUGAUCAGUCAUCCGAAGAUAGACCAUCUUGCCCCUCUCGCUGAAGGAACACUUGAUUGAUUGAAUCAAGUUGAUGUGGGUUCCGAACUUCCGAACUGUAUCUCUUCCGCCUGCGGACAGAGAAGUAUCUUGGAGACACGUUUUCAGAGGAAGUGGAAUUGCUUUUGCCCAGAAAAAUGGCAAAUACGUGAAAUAACCAGUGAUCACGCUUUAGAAUCUACAGCAUCAUUCUGGGGCUGCUCCAACGUGCUUGAAGAUCUAAGCUUUUCUUCUUUAAAACUGGCACAUGCUAAGAGCAGUCUUCUUAGCCUGUGGUCAUACGUGUCAAGACACCGUUGCAAAGAAGGAUAUUGUCCUUCUGAUUUGAAAAUUUGCACAUGCUCAAUGCUUACAUUGUGCAGUUCAAUGUCACUACAGCUUUUUUUUUUUUCCAUUUAUGCCAGACUCUUGAUACGCAAAACUUGUUUGUGGUCAGCACAACAUGGAACAAAAGAAAGCUUUGAAAAACUUUGACAUGAAAAAAACAAAACGCACUGACCGUUUUUUUUCUUCAUUUGUUCGUUUUGUUCUUUUAAGUUAAUGUAGCCUGGACUCUACCUGCAUAUGCACAUGCUCAGAAUUGUCCUGCUAGGCUGGCCAUGUAUCACCUCUUCAGCUCGGAUCCUAUUGUGGAUUUAUUUACAAACAUCAAAUGCCUUCAAGCCAAUCCUUUUGCUGUAUGUUUUGCAGCCUACUGUAGUAGACAGGCAACAAGAGACACAGAGGAAAAAGACCAGGGGAGGAAGCGGAUAAGAGACUUUGUGGGACUGUGUCUGUAGGUGUCUUUGAGACUGUUGCUUUCUACUCGUGACAGCAGAGCAGCAUUGUGUUACUGACUGCCCAACAUCACUCAAUCUCAGGUGACCGCAUCACUUGCCAAACUGUAGGAAUGCUAUUUGUGUUUUGUUGCACUGUUACUUUGUUCUUGUUGUUCCUGUUGGUUGGUUGGUUAGCUUUUUGGAGAGGGAAAUUCAGAAAUGGGACAUACACAAAACUGAUAACCUACCCACAUCCCCUUUUUAUCAUUACAUUUAAGUCGAAGCAGAGCUGAUAGUGGAUGGAGAAAGGCAGGAGGGCAGGCACCAGCAAAGAGUUAAGGGCUGUUGCUCUGAAAAAGUAUUUUUAUUAUUUCAAAAGUACAUGGAAGUUGUCCAGUCACUAGGGAAGGGAGGGGAAAGUGCAUUUAUUUUUAUACAGAGUUACUUAAUUACCUCCAAAACACAUAUGUUGGAAAUCAUUUUUGCUGGUGCAUAGUACUUCAGUAAGACAAAAUGUAUAUGUCAGGGUCAUGAUUGAAGAAGCUUGAUUUAAUAUGUUUGCUCAAGUUUAAGAGAAUAAAAUCUCAAAUUAUUCCCCAAGUGUAUAACUUCAUAAUUACAAACACUAGCAUGUUUGCUGGGAUAAAUACCUUCAGUUUGUAUGUGUGUGUGAUACUGUUUUUCAGCAUUUUUUUUCUCUGUCAUCUAAAGAGGAAUUGAGAGGUAUCUAGCUUCAAAUCUAUAUAGGUAAAACACAUCAGUAAAUUAUUUUUAAACAUAAUUUGUGUUUGGAUCAUACCAAAUAUACCAGCAUUCAUUAAAAAAAAAAUGUAUUUGGUACAAAGUAUAGUGAUGUUUUUCAGGAGUUCAUUUCUGCUUUUAUGACACCAGCAUCUCUGAUGUUGCAACAUAUGUGUAAAAUGGGUGUUCCAUCUAUCUACCUUCCAUCUAACCCACAGUUAAGGUGACUGAGAACAAUGGGAGCUCUGCAUCGGUGCUGGGCCUGCUUAAAUACUGUCUUAAAGCUUCAUACAGAACAGGCUUUUCCAUAAGUGGCCUUCAAGAAACAUGGAAGAUAAUUCAUGUUUGAAAUUAUGCUGACAGGGUGAAGGAAGCCCACUGUAAAAAUGAAUCGCGUUUUAAGUGAUUCAGUUAUAGGGUUCGUGCUCCCGUAGCAAACUAAUACUAGGUAAUAAGGAAGUGGGGGUCAACUAUUUUUUUAUUGUUAAAUCAUUUUGUGAAUGUCCCCCUCAGAAGAAGCUGAUGGGAUAUUUGGCAUAAAGGGCAUUUGGUGGUUUUGUUUUUGUUUGGGAGGGCUUGUCUGAAAACCCCUCCUCCUCUUUCUGUUGUCUAACUAGGGAACAAUUGUUGGCAUGCAUGGCGUUGGGACGCUCACCACCAUUUUCUUGUACAAAGUACGGCAUUAAGCAAGAAUGACCAAUAUUCUGAUCAUUGACACUGGGUGACAAAAUUCUCUCACGACUUGGUGAAAUAAAGUUUUAUUCUCCCAUUCAGUUUUUCUUUACUCUUUUAGAGGCAUACUAUUACACUUUUCCAAAUAUUGGUCAAUUCCUGACAUGUGAGGGUCACAGUUGUGCUCUAGUAUUCAAGAUAACUUCCUAAUUUUUCAUUUAGGAAAAGUAAAAUCCAAAAUGUUCGCGAAACAAAGUGCAAUAUUAAAUGUUUGCUUUAUAGAUUAUAUUCUAUGGCUGUUCGUAAUCUUUAUUUGGUGCUGAAUAUGUCCUUGUAGGCUCUGUUUUAAGAAACUAUGUGGAAAAUGGUUUAAAUUUUCCUAUUGCUCUUCCUUGUGGAAAAUAAAAGUGUUUUUUUUUUCUUUUUGUAUAA